AUGUCUACCACCGGGCAUGGCGCUCCACAAGGACCCGUACCUUCGAGGGCCACUGGAUCAAACAAUGAACCGGACGGUCUGAACGGCUCGAACGGAGUCGAUGACCAACAAGUACCCGAUGCUGCUGCGCACCCCCAGGAGCCCGGCGGUCCUCAGGGCAACGGAGUCGACGGUGGGCCACACAAGACUUCGACCCGGCAUAGUUCUGUCCCUGUCAAAGAUAAGCUCAAAGAACAGAGGGACAAGAUCAAAGAACAGAAGGACAAGGUCAAGACCAAAGCGAAUCCACCUGGUGGGUUUGAUUCCACGCCUAUACCGGAUGCACCGCCGGGCUAUACAGUCAAGUUCGUCUUCCAUGAGGCCACCAAUCUUCCGGUUGCGGAUAUCAGCACCGGAAGCUCCGAUCCGUUCCUCGAGGCUACCCUGUACACAUCGCUGCCAAAGCGUCACAAGGAAGACGCCGACCUUGGCCACAGAACCCCGACUAUUGCCCGUACGACUGAACCCAAGUGGGAGGCGGAGUGGAUAGUUGCCAAUGUUCCUUCAUCGGGAUUCAAGCUCAAAUGUCGGCUCUAUGAUGAAGACUGGCCGGAUCACAAUGACAGGCUCGGUAAUGUCACCAUUAACGUACCUCAUGUUGAUGAGACUUGGCCAGGUUUCUCGCGACAGGAGUUUCAUGCUAAAAAGCGGGUUGGUAGCAAGAGGGCGUACUUCCUCAAAGCCGUCACAACUGCCUUUCAGAAGGAUUCUUCGAUGACGCCGAGCCUUUUUGUGAGCGCUACCGUUCUUGGUAAAUCCAACUCAGAGCCGAAUGGACAGAUAUAUACUCUUGGCCCGACUUCAUAUUAUAGGCACGUCUCUCCAAUGAUCGGACGGCUCGCUGGCGUACAGGUCAACAAGAACGAAGACCACGAUUCUGGUCACCACGAGGCUGGAGCUAGUGCUGGCCAAGACAGCGAGAGCCGGGAGAACAAGACAAAAAGAUAUGACUUUCAGGCUGUUGAGCUUCAACUCCAGGGGCCGGUCCCUCCCAAGCUCUAUCAUCGCUAUGUUGAGUUCAGACCACUAAUAGGUCUGAUGUUCAGUCGUAAAGGUCUUCGCGGGCGUGUUCUCCACAAGGCUCUGACCCACCAGCAUAAUCGUAUUUACAAUUUCGACAGCUCCACUCAAUAUGGAACUUUCAAGCCCUGCUCUGAGGAAGCUAGCUUACAGUUCUUGAAGCUAGUGCAUUUCGAUCAAGGCGGUCGACUCUUUACAUACAUCAUCACGCUGGAUGGACUGUUUCGAUUCACGGAAACUGGCAAAGAAUUUGGGAUUGACUUGCUGAGCAAGCACACAAUGCACUCAGAUGUGGCCACGUACAUCGCGUGUUCGGGAGAAUUUUUCGUACGCAGAUUGCAGAAGCCCACCGGUUCUACGGACCCAGAGCCCGACCAACCCACACACCCCUCUCAGGAAAUUCCUGGUGGGCCUCCGUUCCAGGAUCCUCCAACAAAGCCGGAGUAUUAUCAGCUUGUGAUUGACAAUGACAGUGGAACCUACCGGCCGGACAAAUCAGUCUUGCCUGAUUUGCAGAAGUUCCUGGAAAGGCAGUUUCCAGGCUUGGGUGUUGUGGCACUUGCUUGUGAUGAUGAUGAAGAUCAGAAGCUGAAGGAAGCACAGAGAAAUAUUAAGAAGAAGGAAGGUGAACAAAUCCGAAUGGUUCGAAAUCGCAGUCCGAGUGCCAGCUCCUUCAGCUCUGAUGAUAUCAGUGAUUUGGAGGAGAUGGACAGUGCUGGGGAUGCUGGGCGAAAGAGCAAAAAGGAGCAGCUCAAGAAUCAGUUCCGCCCCAAAGCCGGCGAAAGUGCUGCAGGUGGGUCGAACCAAGUCUCUUAA
Truncatella angustata is the source of this 1875-nucleotide messenger RNA. Its product is annotated as C2 domain-containing protein. NCBI's taxonomy places the organism in Eukaryota, Fungi, Ascomycota, Sordariomycetes, Amphisphaeriales, Sporocadaceae. The record is from RefSeq and is a predicted model, not a curated record. Gene Ontology annotation, biological process: positive regulation of gene expression. Bases 1 to 1875 code for a protein of 624 amino acids. The transcript is spliced from 2 exons.